Fundulus heteroclitus (mummichog) is the source of this 2825-nucleotide messenger RNA. RefSeq names its product testis expressed 11 (gene tex11). Gene Ontology annotation, molecular function: protein binding. The record is from RefSeq and is a predicted model, not a curated record. Lineage: Eukaryota; Metazoa; Chordata; Actinopteri; Cyprinodontiformes; Fundulidae. The transcript is spliced from 29 exons. The coding region runs from base 95 to 2806 and encodes 903 amino acids. Gene Ontology annotation, biological process: meiotic cell cycle.
UUUUUCUUUUUGAGUUUCGCAGCUCCAUAUCAAGUUCUCUAUUAAACGGAGACAAUACUAACCCGAGGAUUUUCUUUGUACCGAGACAUCAAAUAUGGAGGAGUUUGUAUCGACAGUGAAAACUCUCACAGAUAACCAGCAGCCAGAUGUCGACGAGGCCAUAGAGAAACUCUUCUUUGAAGUGUCUGAAUUAGAUGCUCUGCCUAAAAUACCACAAACACAGCUGGAGGACUGUGCCGUCCAGUUGUGGAACUGGUCUGUCACCAAGAACGCUGGUGGUGCUCUAAGUAAAGUUCAAAAAGCCAAAGUUCGUCAUGUGGCAUGCACCUUGCUCUACUGCUGUGAACCCGAGAAUCCAACAGAGGGCGCCAUCCGCAAGCAGAUCCUGAUGGCCGGCAAAACGGGGAGAACCUGGCUGGACUGCAAAAAUCCCCAGAUGGCAGAUCAUUUCUUGGGGCUUGCUGUCAAGAGCCUGGAAACCCUCUACAAACAGCUGAUGUCCAGAGGCGACGCAGCAGCUGACGUUUCCUCAUCCAAGGCGGAUGUGGAGAAGGACCUACUCCGAAUCCUGUCAUGCCAGGCAGAGUCGGCCGUGUCCCAGGGGAAGAACGAAGAAGCCAUGGUCUGCGUGCAGCGUUGCAAAGACAUGUUACAGCGGCUGCCCAAAGAUACGGCAUACCUCUCCCUCAUGUGCUACAACUUUGGUGUAGAAACCUAUAAUCUGAAGAGGUUUGAGGAAAGUACCUGCUGGUUGAGCCAAAGCUAUGACAUCGGCAAAACAAACCCGAAAUACGGCCCUGGACCAGAGGCUCUGGCCAAGGAUUUGCGGCUCCUUGCCACAGUUUAUUUAGAGUGGGACUGCCAGAGGUUUCAGGAGAGAGCUCUGAAUGCCGUCACCUUAGCCAACAAGGUGCAUGCGAGUACGUCCGGGCUUUAUUUAAAGCUAAGAAUCCUCCUGAGGUCCGGGGCCCCAGACAGUCACGUCAGAGCAGGACUUGAUGAGACGCUGGAAUCACAGGCUCCUCUUCAGGCCUGUCUGAGCGCCGUGAAGCUGCUCAUGUCUGAAGACAGAGAAACGCUGGCGUUUGACUAUCUGAAGCGCGCGUGUCAGCACUUCGGCUCGUCCCCGGACCUGGGAGCUGCUCUGGUGUUGCACGUGGAGCUGCUGCUGCAGAGAGGCAAAGAGCUGCUGGGCAAACAGAAGAUAGAGGACAUCAUCACUGGGCACUACACGGGUAAACAGCUCGCUCCAGACGCACUGGCCACUCUGCAUGUGUUGCUGUGGGAUCAGGCCUCUAAGCACUUUGAGGCUGGUGACUAUUCUGAGGCUCUUCAGUGGUAUAACUACUCCUUGAGUUUCUUCAAGGCAGGUCAGAUGGAGCCCAACCUAGCCAAACUGCAGAGGAACAGAGCGUCAUGCUUUCUGCGACUCCAGCAGCUAGAAAAGGCUAAAGAAGCCGUUAAGGAAGCGCAGAGGUGUGAUCCUGAAAGCGUCUUCACUCGGUUCAGCGUUUACAAGGUUGCCGUUCUGGAGAACGACGUGGAGACAGCUGCAGAGGCGCUGAACGCGAUGGGACGCCUGUCCAAGACUUCUGCAUCCAGCGAUGGUGGACUGCUGGUAGCUGAGAGCACAGCUUCUUAUCUUCUCAGUCUGGCUGCUCAGAUUGCUUUGGAGAACGGAGCUCAGGAAACGGCGAUGAAAGCUCUGGAGGUUCUGUGUGCGAACUCCGACGAUGAAGUUCAUGUUCUGAUGGGUCUCAGGUGUUUGGUCCGACUGGUGUUCUCCACAGCAGAGAAGUCAGCCGCUAAGUUGACGGACGUGAAUCUGGACGUCCUGCUGCCGUACCUGAGGCUGGCUCUGCAGAGGAUUUCACAUCAGACUCGUAUGACUGCCGAGCAGCGCGUCGACGACGCUAACUGGUUCAGAAAGAUCGCCUGGAACUCGGCUCUGCAGUGCGAGAGCAGCCCUGACAGCAUGAGGGACUUCUUUGUGCUGUCCUAUCAGUUCUCCCUGCUGUGCCCUCCUGACCGCACGCUGCUCAUGGCCCAGAGGACCUGUCUGCUGAUGGCAGCUGCUGCCUCUCUGGAGCUCUGCAGGAAGUCUCCUCACUCCUCCCAGGUGGAGGAGCUGACGCUGGCGCUGGAGCACAUUCAGGCCUGCUGGGAGGUUUGGAAAACCCUGAAGGCGUCAGGCAACUUUCCAACGGACCCGACAGACUCCCUGCUGCUGCUGUACGAGUUCGAGGCCCGAGCCAAGCUGAACGACCCGAAGGUGGAGACCAUCCUGGAGUCCGUCCUGGAGCUGGAGGACGUCGAGACCAAAGUGUUGGAAACCAUCGCAGCCUUAGCCAUGGAGCCUCCAGCCCACUUCCCCCAGCUGUGUAAGAAGGCCCUGAGAGCCGUGCUGUCGCUGCACAAGAAGCAGCCACAGGCCGACUGGACGCACUGCAGCAAGUGCAUUCACAGCCUGAUCAAGCUGUCCCUGCCGAGCGGCGUGUCACAAGUGGAGCCCCGCGUGCUGCAGGAGGUGUGGGACUACUUUGAGGAGGCUCUGUCCGUCGUCUCGGCCGCACCGGACGACUUCCCAGAGACGGAGACCCUGUGGCUGCUGACUCAGGCCUGGAACUUGGGGAUCCUGCUGUACAGCCUGGCCCAGUACCACGACGCCGAGAAGUGGUGCGGCCUCGCCAUGAGCUUCGUCCGCCACCUGGGGUCCCUAAGGGAGAGCUACGAGACGCAGAUGUCGGGACUGUACAGCGAGAUCCUGAGCAGCCUGGACAAAGCAAAGACCCGCACAGAAGAGUAGAUGUUGCUGCUGCCCCCCC